Molecule: messenger RNA, 3220 nt
Organism: Scomber japonicus (chub mackerel)
Lineage: Eukaryota; Metazoa; Chordata; Actinopteri; Scombriformes; Scombridae
Gene: maff
Product: v-maf avian musculoaponeurotic fibrosarcoma oncogene homolog F
Exons: 3
Coding region: 101-577 (158 amino acids)
Biological process (GO): regulation of epidermal cell differentiation; regulation of transcription by RNA polymerase II
Cellular component (GO): nucleus
Molecular function (GO): RNA polymerase II cis-regulatory region sequence-specific DNA binding; DNA-binding transcription factor activity, RNA polymerase II-specific
Source: RefSeq, a predicted model, not a curated record
CAGCGGAGUAAUUCCGGGAAAAGGCGGACUGACAUUUUGUCGCCCGAGUCGCUUCGACCCAGCAGAGUGUCUGUAUCUGUGUUGACUGGUGCUUCAGAUCAUGACGACGGAGAGAAACAGCAAAGCCCUGAAGGUGAAGCAGGAAUGCGGUGAGAAUGUGCCCGUCCUGUCGGACAGUGAGCUCAUGUCCCUGUCGGUGCGGGAGCUGAACCUCCACCUGCGCGGCAUGUCGCGCGAGGAGAUCCAGAAGCUGAAGCAGCGCCGGCGCACCUUGAAGAACCGGGGCUACGCCGCCAGCUGCAGGGUCAAGCGAGUGUCUCAGCGCGAGGCCCUAGAGCAGCAGAAGCAGGAGCUCCAGAGAGAGGUGGACAGGCUCGGGGCCGAGAACGCCGGCAUGAGGAAAGAGCUAGAGGGGCUCGGCGCUCGCCUCGCCGCGCUCCAGAGGUUCGCCAGAGGGCUGGAGGCCGGCGGGGGCAACCUGCUGGCCACAGCCCCGCGUCUCAACACCGCCUCGGUCAUCACCAUCGUCAAGAGUCCACCACAACCUCAUCCACAGAGAGAACAGGAGCCGUCCUAGAAGCAGCUACUGCAGCCAGACUAGUGGGAGGGACACAACCUGCAAUGCAACUACAUACACAUACACACACACACACACACACACACACACACACACACACACACACGACAGGAAAACAGGAAAACAACAUUAGUAGGAAAAUACUAAACACUUGCAUUACGCCUCGUUCACAUUAUGACAUCCAGGAGUCAGAGUGGUGUGUAACAUCACCUUGCAGACAACAACUAUGCUCAGUUUUCCCCAAGUAAGGGCCAGGACCAGCUGGAAAAACUGAGUCCCACUGUUCUCUACUUAAUGCUGCUUUUAUAACACUUCAGCUUAGUUAACAGAUUUGUGCUUUUUUUAUUUUUUAUUUUUUUUUAAAGCCUCUCAAAGUUUGUUCAGAAAGAAACAUGCGGCAGGUUUAAUGUGAGCGAGGCGUAGAGCGCUGACACACCCACAAAACUCAGACAGAACAUGCACACACACACACACACACACACACACACACACACACACACACACACACACACACAUACAUACACGUGCAACAAAACCCUCACACUCUCUUCCCCCCCUCCUCGACCCACACGGGAGGGGGGGCGUUGACAUUGACUCAAGUGGACUAAGUGACUGAAGCCAGACCAACCCGAACCACAGUUACUGUACAUCAUCACCGCUCAGCAAGUCCAGCGGUGAUGCGAGGAGGCCGAGGCCUUGCUCCGCUUCUGUUUGUUUUGUUUUUUUUUUUGUUUUUUUUACAGCACCUGACAGCAAAACUCAAAGGGUGGAGCGGAUGUAUGCGCGGCCUCCUCCACCCCCUACAAGCAUCUGCACUCCUGGUACAUUUGUAGUGUGACAUUACUGGUUGUUUAAGUAGAGUUUCUCAACCUCCUGUGAUUGAUAAGCAGGCGGAUCACAAGGAGAUCUGUAAAGACUAAUAUAUGGAUGAUCUUUUGAAUUUGGAAAGGAGUCAGAGCUUCCCACAUGCUCAGAUUUCAUGUGACAGCUCUCUAACUACUUCAUGAGUCAUGAGUCAUCACAGACAGUCCUGGAAAAAGGUUGAGAAACGCUACAUUAGCACAUCACUAAUUCCUUUUUUUUUUUUUAAAAAGAUGUCCAUUUAGUGAUUUUUUUUUUUUUUUUUUUUUUUUUUGGGAGGGGGGAUUCACUUGUCACUACUCCUCUACUUCUUCUACCUGAGAAUCAUCCCUGUGCAGGAUAGUAGUUUUUGUUUCUGCUAGUGAACACACACCUCACACGAAUGCAGUGCCUUCAAGUGUAUGCAGGAGAUCCAAGAAACCUAAGAGGUUAAAAGUGGACUGUAAUCGCUUCUUCUUCUCGACUGUUCACCAUCACACAUUUUGACUCUUUUUUGUGAUUUGUAAGGAUUCUCGACUAUAAUCGCACAUUACUCAUUUCACAACCCCACCCACCUCCCCACUGUGCAGUAACUUUGCUACAGUCUGCUGUGGCUUCCUUUUUUUUUUUUGUCAUAUCUGGUAAGACCUGACGACAGAUGUUGGUCAUUUUGCUUAAAAAAAACGUGUCAAAGUGGAGUCACAUCUGGUAGGAAUUACGCUCAAAGUCGACGCAAACUCUCAGCAUACAUUCCUGUUGUUUUUUGUUUGUUUGUUUGUUUGUUUGUUUUUUUGUCGUUCUUAUUUGUAAUGUUUGUUUGUGCCGUUGAGAGACGAAAAUGUUGAGUGACAUUUAUCAGAGAUAUAUUCUAUAUUUUAUUUGUAUUUAAAGGUAGAUAUUAUGAAAAAAGACAAGCUAACGAGUGCUGUGAUGUUAUCUAUGUUUUCAGAAGUACUUACAUAUGACUAGUCUGGGGAUAUUCUCAUGUCUAAUUAUUGUGUGGCGACGACGAUGAUGAUUACUUUACAAAAAUGUUAAUUAUUAGCUAUGUAGAAAUAUGCUCAAAGCCAAUGGCCAUAUUGCUGUAUGAUGAUUUUUUUUUUGUUUGUGUGUGUGUUUUUGCCACGUUUUUACUGGCUUGUCAUAGUGAAUUCUUGGAGGGAUAUUAUUUUUCUAUGAUGAUUUGUAUGUUAUGUCGUGUGAAAAAAACAAAAAAUUUGAGGUCACUUCCGAAUUCGGCAGGGCAGGGGGGCAGAAACACGGGACGUUUUUAAAGGAUGAAUCGAACGGCUUAAAUUGGGAGAGAUGGAUGGAGAAGAGGAGGAGAUAAAGAAGGUUGAGGAGUUGUAGGAUGAUGGAGAAAGAAAGUAGGAAAAAGGAGGAUUUGGGGAAGAAGGUGGGGAAAGAGGUUAUUCACUUGAAAACCUCCAUCGACCGUAAGCCCGUUUGAGUCCAGAUGUGCUAACUCGGCUCAAGCGGGCUUCGGUUUCAUGGAGUCUCGGCCACUGAACAGCGCUAGCAAUAUCAUUUCUAAGCAGGCAUUGUAACACAAUUAGACUGUGUUGACAAAUAACUCCUUAAAGAUACGAGGCAUAUAUUUAGCUAUAUAAAUAUCCUUGUGGCAAAGCAUUUAUUCUCAAUAUUUUAACGUCUCACAUCUGUCAAAAUUGUGCUGGAUGUUUUGUAAUACUUGCAAAACAAAAAAUGGUCUUUGUAUUUAUUACUUGUAUUUUUUCUAUUGUGAAAAUUUAAGUACAUUGUCUAUUUUAUAUAUUAAUUAUAAUAAAUGUUGUACAUAUUGUA